GGGAAUGAGUGAAUAGCACUAGAAGCGCAGUUUGUAAUGCGGAGUUGUGGGCUAUCCAUCAUCACAGCGAAGCACGCCUGCUCCCCUCGAAAAUCCAGAGCACUUCUCGUUUGCCCUCUUUCAUUCUUUCUUAUCGAAUUGAAAUUGUUGCAAUAAUGUCUGGUUCGGAGGACGAGGGAGGAGAAGAGUACCUGUUCAAGAUCGUCAUAAUCGGAGACUCCGCCGUCGGCAAAUCCAACUUGCUCUCUCGUUAUGCUCGCAACGAGUUCAACAUGCACUCAAAGGCCACCAUAGGCGUUGAGUUCCAGACUCAGUGCUUGGAAAUCGAUUCCAAGGAAGUCAAGGCUCAGAUUUGGGACACCGCCGGCCAAGAACGCUUCCGUGCCGUCACCUCUGCCUACUACCGCGGCGCUGUCGGUGCUCUCAUUGUCUAUGACAUCAGCCGCCGCACCACCUUCGACAGCGUCGGUCGCUGGCUUGACGAGCUUAAAACUCAUUGCGAUACGACUGUGGCGAUGAUGCUCGUGGGGAACAAAUGUGAUUUGGAGAAUAUAAGAGCGGUGAGCGUUGAGGAAGGCAAAAGCCUGGCUGAAGCAGAAGGGUUGUUUUUCAUGGAAACCUCUGCCUUAGAUUCCACAAACGUGAAGACGGCUUUUGAGAUGGUUAUUCGAGAGAUAUACAACAACGUCAGCAGGAAGGUCCUCAACUCCGAAACGUACAAGGCGGAGUUGUCUGUCAACAGGGUCAGCCUCGUCAACAAUGGGGCCGCCACAUCUAAGCAAAGCCAAAGCUAUUUUUCUUGCUGUUCAAGAUGACCUUUUUCUACAUUCAAUUUGGUUUUCGUUGCUUGAUUAAUUAAAUGAGUGGCUUGGCUGGCUAUGAUUUGGUCUUCUUCCGUUACAACUACAAGACAUAUAUAUAGUAACCAAAAUGUUAUCAUCAAUUUUAAGAAAACGAACGGGUAUAAUUGUAUAAUUGGGGUACAAAGAGCUUGUAAUUGCAUUGCAGCAAAUCAAAGUGGACAUCAAUUCUUGUCAAAUGUCAAUUUCAUUUCGUGGCUUGAUUGUUAUUUUCCUACUACUUUUCAUUUUGGGGCUCCUCUUGCUCUCUCCUUUCCAGUUUCCACCAUUUUCGCUCCCGAGAAUCGUUCCCUUGUUUCUUG
This is a messenger RNA of Abrus precatorius (Indian licorice), 1162 nucleotides long. RefSeq names its product ras-related protein RABA5e-like. The transcript has 2 exons. Gene Ontology annotation, cellular component: endosome. The record is from RefSeq and is a predicted model, not a curated record. Bases 156 to 815 code for a protein of 219 amino acids. Gene Ontology annotation, molecular function: GTP binding; GTPase activity. Lineage: Eukaryota; Viridiplantae; Streptophyta; Magnoliopsida; Fabales; Fabaceae.